AUGUGCAUCUUGAGUUUUUUUCAAAAGCAUGCCAUGGAGAGCUCAGAUAUGAUAAAAAUUUAUUUUCAAAGACAUAGGAAUGUGGCGUAUGCACUGCUCCAUUGUCUGUUUCUGAUGAAUGUAAUUAAUGAGUAUACCAUGGCAAAGAAUGACCUACACCUCGUGAUGAGUGACGAGGCGUUGAUGAACAAAGCGGAGCGAAUGACACAAAUGAGACGAAGUGGGAAAAUAAAAAUUGGCUUAGCAGGGGUAGCUGAUGUUGAGGGGAGGGGGAACAAACAUACAGAGGAGGAGGAGGAGAAGAAGGAGGAGGAGUGCAACCAAUACCAACGUCACAAUCUGCAGAAUAUCUCUCAUGUGAAAAGUAAAAGAAGGGGGAGACUCCUUGGAGAGAACGUCAAUUAUGAUCUCUGUGAGGAUAACCCCUUGGGGGGAAGCAUCUAUGGUGGUCCUUCAUCCCAUGGACUUAACUUAAACAGCCUACCUUCUGUGGGAGGAUCCGGAGGGGGGAAAGCAAAACGGAGUGGUAUCACUACCCCAGGAUUGUAUGCCAGCUCGAAGAAGGAGCUCUCCAACUUGGGUAAUGUCAAAGGAGGCACACUCAAUGUGGAAGAAACGGAGGAGUGUACAGGGAGGGAGAUCAACUACGGAGGUCGCUCAGAUCAGUAUAAUGGGAAGAAUACCCGUUACCCUGAAGGGAACAGUCACACUAGUGCUAAUUUGAAGCAGAGGAGGAGAAUGAAGAAGGAGCUUUACGCGAACGGUACAGGAAGUGGCACAUCCCAGAUGUAUAAAAAUAAUCUGGAGCAGAUUCAAGAUGGGAGGUAUAACGAUGCCAACGUGGGAAUCCAUGGAGGAGGAGGAGGAGUGAGUCAACUGAAUAAUAAUGGUGAAUCUGAUUUUAAAUUAAAUUACUUAUCUGAUUUUGCGAAUAUUGAUGGCUCCAUGGGGAUUAAUCACAGUCAAGCGGUUCGGAUUGGAGGAGGGGAAGUGAACAGCGUGGUGGGACAUACCGAUCGGAGGUACCAUGUUCCUCGUGGGGGGGGAAGUGAUGUAGGUAAUGAUGAAGGAGGAUUAACCGGAUUGAAGAAACAUAAAGGGGAGGGGGGCGUGUACCCCUUUGAUGAGGUCCCCACGGAGAGGAGCGAGUUGGACUUGCAAAGUGAUUUUCAAGAAAUGGGCCCUCCCAACGAGGGCGUGCUUUCGGACCCCACCUACGCCAACGUGGAGCUGCCAGACGACGAACUGGUCAACGAGGUGGUGAAGAACAGGGACAUACUUAACAACAUUUUGAAGUCACGCGUGGAGGACAUGAAGAGUUGGAGCACCGAGCAGCGUGUGCAGGUGCUGUCCAUCCAGAAGGCGCUGCAGCUGAAGGGGUACGCACUGCACUGA
This is a messenger RNA of Plasmodium cynomolgi strain B, 1395 nucleotides long. Its product is annotated as mRNA processing protein. The record is from RefSeq and is a predicted model, not a curated record. The coding region runs from base 1 to 1395 and encodes 464 amino acids. Lineage: Eukaryota; Apicomplexa; Aconoidasida; Haemosporida; Plasmodiidae. The transcript is spliced from 2 exons.